UCAACCAGUUGCAUUUAUUACAUGCAUCAUGGAUGCAUCCAUCCCAGUUUUUGAGAAGCCCCACCCUCGCCUAAGUGUCCUAGACUGGACAAGGAACAUCCAAAGACUGCAGAAUGAGGCGAGAGUGCGUCGUUUCGAGUCCUACGAGUUGAGAAACAGGGCGAAUCAGUUGAGGAACGAGACCUCGGUCACUACGCGAUGGGAUAAUUGCGUUAAUAAUGAGCUGCUGAGGGAUAGAAUAUUCCUCGUAGACUCGUUCCGCGAGAAGCAGCGUUUCACCAGCGAGAUGGUUCGCGACGAAAUCCGCGCUCUAAAAGAAGAGAAGAACACUACAGAGCUACAUUUGGAGUCCCUACAGGUCCCGCUUAUGGUGUCUUCGCAGUGCUUAUCGAAUAGGGACCAGAGGGUGCCGCCGGAGCUUACCAGGGACCAGUUAGGGGAAGAACUGAAUAAGGAGCUUCACAUAAUCGAGAACAGCAAACGCACACUAACAGACGUAUGCCACAUGGGUUGGGAAAAGCUGAAGGAACUAAACAACGUCCUCUGUCGGCUAGAACGAGAAAUAAGGAAUAAAGAGGAAACUCUUGACUUGGAGAAUCAUGUGAAGCAUUUAGAUAGGAACAGCUCUGAUAUAUCGUAUAAGUUAGAGCCUACGAGGAUACCGGCUGAGUCAAUGACCGAAGAGAGUUACGUGAAUUGCAUAGAAAACACGGUGCAGAUAGCCGAGCAGCUGAUGGCAGAGUCAAAGGCUCUGCGUGCCACCAUGUUCAAAAGCAGGGAACAGGCGAGCAACCAGAUGCACGCUCAGUCUCAAGAGGUGGAAAUGAUAAUGCGAAGACGCGUUUACGACCAGCAGAGAGCGAGAAAUGAGAUGGAGUGGCAGAAAUACAAGCUGGAAAGCAACCUAGCAAAAUUGGACCGUGAAAUUGAAUCACUUCGCGCGGCUGUGGCCGACAAAAUCAACCCCACCAAACUUGUGGAAACUCGCUUGGAGAUGAGAAUGAAAAGACCAGUGUUAGAAAGAGUUCAGGAUAUACCGAUGCGUGGGCUAAUGGAGGAGUAUGAGAGAGUUCAUAUGAGCUCAAAUAUGCUCGAGAAAAAAUUGGAAGAUGCUUUAACAACAUACCACGGAAUGUACAACCACCACCAACGAGUGACCAAGGACCUUCAGUACAAGAACCAAGCUCUAGAGACAGAUCGCCGUCUCAUCGAGAUACGGAAACCGAUUCAUGGCCCCGAUGAGACCGAGUUCAAGAGGAACGUGGGGUACUGUCAUAUGAGAGAUGAGUUGGUACCGGAAUAACCGGUUUACUGGUACUGAUAGUAGGUUGAUGUAAAUUGUGUACCGGUAUUAACGUUUGAAUGAUAAUAAUAUUAUGAGUUU
Cydia splendana is the source of this 1384-nucleotide messenger RNA. Its product is annotated as tektin-B1-like. The coding region runs from base 29 to 1303 and encodes 424 amino acids. The transcript is spliced from 8 exons. NCBI's taxonomy places the organism in Eukaryota, Metazoa, Arthropoda, Insecta, Lepidoptera, Tortricidae. Gene Ontology annotation, cellular component: microtubule cytoskeleton; nucleus. The record is from RefSeq and is a predicted model, not a curated record. Gene Ontology annotation, biological process: cilium movement involved in cell motility; cilium assembly.